AUGGCACGAAUUGCGGGCGUAGAUCUUCCACGAACGAAGCGGAUCGAGGUCGGGUUGACCUAUAUCUUCGGCAUCGGCCCGGCGCGGGCGACGACCAUGCUGCAGGCGGCGGGCGUCGACGGCAACAUCCGCGUCAAGGAUCUGACCGAGGACGACGUCCGGAAAAUCGGCCGUGUCGUCGAGGAGCACGGCGGCGUCGAGGGCGACCUGCGCAAAGAAAUCUCCGUCAACAUCAAGCGGCUGAUGGAGAUCGGUUGUUACCGUGGGCUGCGCCAUCGCCGCAACCUGCCGGUGCGGGGCCAGCGGACGAAUACGAAUGCACGCACCAGGAAGGGACCCCGCAAGGGUGCCGUGGCGAAGAAGAAGACGAAGUAG
Geodia barretti is the source of this 375-nucleotide messenger RNA. The record is from the annotation of a GenBank genome assembly. Lineage: Eukaryota; Metazoa; Porifera; Demospongiae; Tetractinellida; Geodiidae.